ACGAAUCCAAGACAUUGCCCUUGGUAGCGGGAUUCCCUUGUCGUAUUCUGACAAAUUACAACUCCUCUCUCUCCCUCUCUCUGGUAAUUCCAAUCUGGAAAAAGGCUUCGGCGAAGCUGUACGCGGCUCAAUGCAAGCUAUGAAUUCCACGUGGGCUUUCAUAACCAGUUGGUUCACACCCACCUCUCUCUUCCUCCUCCUCAACCUCACCAUCGCCACCAUCGUUCUAAGCUCCCGUUUUGGCUCUCAGAGAAGACCAGAACAUGAGCAGCAACUCGAUCGAGUCCCUUCCUUUCUCGCCCGAGUCAAGUCCUUCAACUUCUCCCUCCACAAGUUUGACCAACCCAACACAGACCCAGUCGCCGAUCACUUUCUCCAACCCACGGACCCCGAGCACGUCACCAACCCGUGCCCCGUUCCGGCUCGUCCUCCGCCCCAAAUCGCCCGGUCUCCUUCCUUGUUGGAACGCCUCAAGUCCAUCAACCUCUCCUCUCUCUACCGAUCCGACUCAUCCACCAGUGAAAGCGAAGUUCAUCAUCCUACGGAUCUGAACUCGGACGCUGAUCAUUUGGUGAAGCAGAGCAAGUCGAACAAGAGUGUCGGAGCUCCGGAAAGGCCGGUGGAGAAGAUAAAGAAGUCUGCGAGUGAGAAAUCGCCGGUGGGGAGCUCCGAGGAGAAGGAGACGACGUCUUUGGAGGAGGACGAAGACGUGGACGAGAAGGCCGAUGAUUUUAUCAACAGGUUUAAGCAGCAGCUGCGGUUACAGCGGCUCGACUCUCUUCUUCGUUACAGGAACUUGCUUAAAAGGAAUUAAUCAAAUUAAAUUCAUAUUAUUAUAUUUCUUUUUGCGCUUUUGGCCGAUUAUACCCAUUACUUGUUGGUCUCACAUGGCAAGAUCGUGACGGUACGUAUUUAAUUCGGUCAUUUCAUUCCGUAAUGGAUAACAGAGCAUGGAGCACGGCAGUGAGAAUUCAACCAAGUACUGGAGUAACUUCUGCUCUCAUGGCCGGCGUUUCUUCUUCGACGUGGAUUUGAUUGAAUUCCGAACUAGGGUCAUAUUGGUCAUUUUGGACCCAUAUCUAUAGGUUGAAAAUUGAAGUUAUUUGCAUUUAGAAGUUGUAUAAUGCAUGAGGAAGAGCUAGUCCUAACAGGUUGUAAAUAAUCUUUAAGAAUCCUGUUAUGAUUAUCCACUGUCCUCUUAUCUUGUUCUUCCUUAGCCAUGUUACUAGAAUUUUCAAAAGAUGACUCAAAUGAAAGUGAU
Messenger RNA from Carya illinoinensis, 1261 nucleotides. RefSeq names its product pathogen-associated molecular patterns-induced protein A70-like. The record is from RefSeq and is a predicted model, not a curated record. Bases 131 to 814 code for a protein of 227 amino acids. Lineage: Eukaryota; Viridiplantae; Streptophyta; Magnoliopsida; Fagales; Juglandaceae. The transcript has a single exon.